UUAUCUGUUUAGCUGUGUUUUUCGUGAAGCUUUAGUAGAAAUGGAGAGUGAGUUGGUGAGACGCAGAAUCAACCUGAUUGCAGCCCACUUUGCACCCACUGAUGAGAUUUCAACCACCCAUCUUCUGCCAAUGAACUGCAGUGGUAGUCUGAACUCUGUGCUUCGGAGAUGUGAUAAUAAGGUGUAUUUUGCACGCCAAACAUCUGCCUCUCUUGGCUUUUUUAUGAGGCAAACUUCAGUUGAAGAGGGUGGCUCAGCUUCCUUUAUUGCUCCUAAAACCCAUGGUGCUGCAUCUGAAAGGCCUUCUAAUGCAAGAGAACCAUGUUUUGCUAAACCUGCAAGGAAAGAAUCAGCCUUCUCAAAUUCAGUGAACCAAAGAAUGAAUCAGGUGCAGGGUUGUGAUUUUAGUAAACUGGAGCCUCCUGCAUUUGCCAGGCCAAGCACACAGAUUGGACGAGGAGACCAAUUGCAUGCUGAGAAAAAAAUAAGCUAUUCCGAAAUUGGUGGAAUUGAGUGGUCUCCAAGGAUGGAUGUUGUAGAAUCAGAAAGCAAAUAUAUUAUCACAGUGGAAGUUCCAGGUGUCAGUAUCAGUGACAUAAGAGUGGAGGUUGAUGAUAAAAAGUUGUCUGUCAAAGGUAGACGCUCUACUAGCUCUUUGACAGUUGCAGGUUGUCCAAAUGCUUCAUUUUCUUCAUAUCAUAAGAGGGAGAUACUCUAUGGACCAUAUGAGGUGAUCUGGCCGCUUCCUGCUGGUGUGAACAAGGACAGAAUAUCAGCUGAAUUUUUGGAUGGAUUUUUACAAAUUAUAAUUCCUAAAGUUUGAGUAUGACUCAGCAAUAUUGAUUGUAGCACAUAUAUGGUACACCUCAUGCAUUUGCUGAUCAUGGGUGGAGAGGGAAUGGUCGAUGUCCUGCAUGGAAAUCUGUUGUUUCUUCUUUAUGAGCUAUGUCCUGUGAUAUAUAUAAUGUAACGAACUUGGUUUCAUAUACAAAAAUAUAGUUGUACAAAAGUAUAGUUGAACAGAAAAUAUGUCUAAAUGC
Gastrolobium bilobum is the source of this 1040-nucleotide messenger RNA. RefSeq lists its product as uncharacterized. Lineage: Eukaryota; Viridiplantae; Streptophyta; Magnoliopsida; Fabales; Fabaceae. Gene Ontology annotation, biological process: response to heat. The transcript has 6 exons. Bases 41 to 823 code for a protein of 260 amino acids. The record is from RefSeq and is a predicted model, not a curated record.